GUGAAGAGUGUGACUCCUGCUGCCCCCGCUCACCUGUGCUCCAGCCCCGCUGGGACCACCUGCAGCGCACUGCAGCCAAGCGCCGGGGAAAAUGGUGGCUGGAGAAGACCAUGGCAUCAGGUAAGGCUGGGGCAUUGGAGCCAAACAGCCCUGCUACAGAGGCAGCAGAAGGCUCGCCGGACCCCUCCUUGUUGCUGCAGGCUGUCGGGGAGGGCUUUCCACCAGAGAUUUCACUGCUCUUCUCUGUUGAGAGCCGCUCCUCCCAGUGCCUCAAUUCCCAGCUCCAGGAAGCAGCCAGAAAGAAGCUGUGGGCCCUGGAGAGUGAUGACAGAGACAUCCGUGCCCUGUUCAAGGAGCUGUCAGCCAGGCUGGUCUGUGUGCAAGCACAGGAGGAUCAGUUCCUCCUCACCUUCAAAACCGUAGAAGAAGUCUGGAAGUUUUCCACAUAUCUGACUUUAGGGUAUGUGGGCAGCUGCUUGGAGCAGCUUCUCUUUGACCAGGAGUACUGGCUAAACUGUGCUCUGAUGGAGGACACAGAGAUCAGAGUUACUGUGGAUGAAGAUCGCUUGGCCACCAUAUAUAUGGGUCUGCUACUCCACGAAGGUAACUUUUUUUCCAGAGCACUGCAUGGUGUCUGGCAGCUGGAGCAGGAGGGAGAGGAAGGCCUGCAGCUCUGCAAGAAUGAGCUGAUCCAUGUGAAGAAUGUUGGAGAGGACUCUAAGUGGGAAGGGAUGUCCUUACUGACGGGUCAGCGAGGCUUGGUGCCUGUGACAGCUCUAGAGCCAAUACCUCAGCCAUUUUACCAGUGGUUCCUGAAGAAUUAUGCUGUGAGUUUUGGCGUCUCCCAGGAGAUCAGUGGGAUGACCUCUCAGCCAAUUGUCAAAGGCAGGUGCACAGCCACAGAGGACCACAGAGGAGCAGCAUGGGAUGAACUGAGUUUCUCCAAAGGAGACAGCAUAGAAGUCAUUGGCUUCCUCAUUCCAGGACUCCCAUGGUUUGUGGGCAAAUCCCUCAGCAGUGGGGUCAUCGGCUUUGUCCCAGCCCGAUACAUAAAUCCUGAGGCUUGCGAACCUCUGGAAAAGGGCUUGGUGUUUCUGAGUGAAGAAGAAAAAUCCCGCCUCCUGUGCAUACCCUGCAAUGGUGGUGAGCAGCACUUCACCACCCUCCUCGGUGACCUGGCACACACUGACAUCACCUCUGUGUACCGGCUGGAUGGUUUUGAACCUACAGCCAUGUUCCUGAAAGUGCCAUCAGGGAGUGAAUCAGCCCCUGCUACGUUGGAAGAUGUUCUCCUGGAGAAGCUGGAUGAUUUUGAAGAUCCCAAGUUUUUUAUUGACCUGAAUGCUGGGCACAUGGAAGAUGCUGAUGUCUUUAACCCCAUAUUGACCUUCCUUAACCAAGACAGUUAUGUGCCCAGUUUUCAAAGCCUCUAUGAUCUCAGUUUUUCCUUUCUCCAUUCCACCUUUUAUGGUUUCUCUGAUGAGGAUGAACUGGUCUUGUAUCUUGAGACGUCCAGGAACUGGGCCAAGAGGACUCAUUCAGUUUGGGCUCAUGUCAGGCUCUGUUUCCUCUUGGGUAAGCUCUGCAUCAAAAAGGUCAAGUUCUCCCAGGCUCGAGUCUACUUUGAGGAAGCCAUGAGCAUCCUGGACAGGGGUUUUGGGGACCUGCCCCUGCUCGCUGCGUUGCACGUGAACCUUGCCUCCAUCUACUUGAAACAGAAUAUGAAGCACAAGUUCUCCACCCUGCUGGGAAAAACUGUGGCCUUGCUUGUCUGCUUGCCUGGCCACUCUUUCAGCUCUGAGAAUGAGCUGGAAGUCAUGAUGUACAUCCUGAGGGAAGCCAUUGCUGUGGGUAAUGCUCCCUUGGAAGCACGGGUCUGCUUCCUUAUUGUCAAGCUCUUCCUACAACUGGGCAAAAAUGAUGAAGUGCUGCCCUUUACUGAGCAUCUUCAAUGUCUCACCACCACUUUACUCAGCCCGGACACUAGUUCUGUGCCGCUGGAUGCCACCCCCAUCUUGAGCUAUCUUUAUGACAAGAAGUACUUGCCAAAUAUUGCACUGGCGUCCGCCAGGUCGUUUGUUCCCAGUGGCAUCAAGGGGGCACCAACACCCAUCUGGAGAGCUGGCUUCAUCCUCCAAAGUACUUCCAAACUCCUGGGAAGCCAACUGGAGAGGAACGGCAUACCAGCACUGGCUUGUUUCUAUCUCAAGCAAGCACUGCAUUUCUCCUGUGAGAGCAAAGCUGUGCCCAUCCAGAGGAUGCUGUGUGCCAUCUUGUCCAGGAUGUACCUCCAGCAUGGUGUGUUGGAUGGGGCGGUUUGUUAUGCGGCCACAGCCGUAACCCUCAGCAGACUGAUGGGCGAGGAGGAGGCUUUUGAGUCUUCCCUCUCUUUGGGGUGGAUGUAUCUCCUGAACAGUCAGCCAGGCCCAGCUGCAGACAUCAUGUGGCAGCUCUUGCACUCCCUGCACGGGACGGACAGCGUGACUCAGGGGGGAGCUGUGCACAAUCUCCUGGCCAUUGCCCUCAAAGGAGAAGGGCAGGUGCAAAAGGCUGCCGAGAACUACAUCCGGGCCCUGCACAAAGCCAAGGAGACUGGGAACAAGAGGAACCAGGCUAUUGCCCUGGCUAACCUGGGGCAGCUGAGCCUCUCACAUGGGGCAAGCCAGCUGUCUGAGCUCUACCUGCUCCAGUCGGCUCAGCUCUAUGCUGAGCUCCAGGGCAGCGAAGACCUGGAGAUGGAGUUGGUGCGAGUGCUGCUGUGGCUAGCGCAGGCCAUGGUGAACAGGCAGAGGAUGGAAGAUGGAAAACUGUGUUAUGAACUGGCAUUGGUUUUUGCCCUGAAGUGGCAUAACGUGAGGAGUCAGCUUCACAUCACUGAGUCUCUCUGCCAUUUCUACAGCAAAGUGUCCCCCAAUGUCCAGGCCUGCAUUACCUACCAUGAGCACUGGGUAUCUUUGGCACAACAGCUCCAGGACAGAGAAAUGGAAGGCAAUGUCCGUCAGACCCUCAGCCAGCUCUACCAGGCUUUGGGCACAUCCGAGACUUUGAGACAGUCCUUGGACUGCACCAAACAGAGUCUAAGGAUCUUCAUUGACCUUGAGGAGACUGUGAAAGCAGCAGAGGCCUGGCUGCAGGCAGGAAGGCUCUACUACCUUAUGCAGGAAGAUGAGCUGGUGGAAAUGUACUUUCAGGCAGCUAUUCAGACUGCUCUGAAAUCCGAGAACCUCUCCUUGGCCAUGGAUCUUUAUGAAAAAGCAGGGGAUACCUUUUUUAAUGGCAGCCGAAACAGAAGUCGAGCAGUGGAGUUUUAUAGGGGAGGUGCUGUGCCCUUGGCCAGGAAACUAAAGGCCAUUAAGACAGAGCUACGGCUGUUCAAUAAGCUGGCAGAGCUGCAGAUUGGGCUGCAGGGCUAUGAGAAGGCGCUGGAGUUUGCCACGCUGGCAGCCAGGCUGAGCAUCAGGGUCGGAGACCAGUUGCAAGAGCUGGUUGCUUUCCACCGCCUGGCUACAGUCUACUAUUUUCUGCAUAUGUAUGAGAUGGCAGAAGAUUGCUACCUGAAGACACUUGCCUUGCGUCCCCCCUUGUUGCAGUGCUCUGGAGAGGCCCUCUACUACUCCAAGGUGUAUUGCCACCUUGGCAACCUGACCCUUCACAAACUGAAGGAUGAACAGGAUGCAGCAGCCUACUUCCUCCUGGCCCUCGCUGCAGCGACCGAGCUGGGAGACCAGAAGUUGCAAGGCCACAUUCAUGCCAAGCUGGGUGACAUCCCUGGUGCACUGCAGGGGCCUGAUGGCACGCCGGGCUGCGCCGCAUACCGGCCCAGGUGGCUGAGCGAAGGUGGCCACGUCGUCUGA
Pelecanus crispus (Dalmatian pelican) is the source of this 3854-nucleotide messenger RNA. Lineage: Eukaryota; Metazoa; Chordata; Aves; Pelecaniformes; Pelecanidae. The record is from RefSeq and is a predicted model, not a curated record.